Oncorhynchus mykiss (rainbow trout) is the source of this 6735-nucleotide messenger RNA. The record is from RefSeq and is a predicted model, not a curated record. Lineage: Eukaryota; Metazoa; Chordata; Actinopteri; Salmoniformes; Salmonidae.
CCCCUUUUCGUACAGUCCGCCAAUCAGAAUAGCCAGGUUGGGGAGACGUCAUCAGAGAGUAUUGGGAAGUAGCCCGUGGUUCUCCAUCCCGGUGGCAGUCUCCCAGGAGGAAGGACAACAAAGUUUUUAAAUAACAGAAAAAAUGGCGACAAAUGUGGACCUGGACCAGACCCCAGAUGCCACUGCAGAGAAAUGCAGCAGUUUUGAACUGCUGGACUGGCUCAAUAAGACCCUGGACAUCAAAUUCACCCGGGUGGAGAACAUAUGCUCAGGUUCCUGCUACUGCCAGCUGAUGGACUGGAUCUUCCCUGGGUGCAUCGACCUCAGCACAGUGAAGUUCCAGGCCCAGGACACGUCAGACUUCCUCCACAACUACAAUAUGCUCCAAGCUGGCUUCAACAAGACUGGUGUCACCAAGACUGUUCCAGUGGAGGAGCUGAUAAACGGAAAGUUCCAUCCCAACUUCAUAUUCCUGAAGUGGUUCAAGAGGUUUUUCCAGGCUAACCUGGCAGGGCAGGUGUAUAACCCUGUAGAGGCUCGCCAAGGCCAGGACAUCCAGCCUGCCAGAUUCCGCUUACAUUCUCCUCAGAGACUUCACCUCAAGGGCCACAAUUCUGCCAGCCACAGUCCCAGUCAAUCAGGGGUGUUGGAAACCGACACGGAGGAAGAAGCUUUAGGGAAGUAUCAAAGGAAAAGUAUUAUUUAUGAGGAUAUAUGGAGGGAGACUUACUCCUGGGUGGGGGCCAGCACUCUGGGAGAGAUCUAUGCCUACUGCAGUCUGUGUGAUCUUAACCUCAACAUCUAUCACUCAGGUCUGUUUGACCUGAAGUGUCACUCACAGUCCAAGAAGCACUGCAAGCUUUCCCUGGCUGCCAGUGAUGGCACCCUAACGCCAGAGCCAGGGAAAAGCAGUCAGGGCAGCUGCAGUGACCUUCCACCCUGUAGUGAGUUGGUCAUUCGCUUCAUUCAAGCCAACUGUGUCUCUGGUCCCUCCGCGGCUGAGGACCAAGUGUCUAACAGAUACGGCCAGUAUGUCCUGGGACUACAGUACCCAAAGGACAUAGUGUCUGCCUGCCAAAAGACUCCUUACUGCAUAUACAUGUACGGAGGAGUGGUGCUAGGGCAGACUGACAUGGCUUCUGUAGUUCUAGUGGGGUAUUUUGAUGUAAAGGAAGCCAGGCACCGCAUCAGGCUGUUGGAUGUUCUGCAGCCUCCAGAUGAUGACAAUGCUGGAGAGAAAACAGCUGCAGCUCUGGUGGAGACCUUGGAGAGGUUUGGGCUUCCUGCAGCUAACCUCGCUGCUCUCUACUCAGAUGGUAAUGGUUCUGCCUCAGAGCCAAUAUGCUCACAACUCAGGGAACUCAACACCAACAUGUUGGUGCUAAGUGGGCUGUAUGGGGUGGCUGAUGCAGCCUGCCAUGCUGGGGUGUCGGAGCUCUCCACUCAGGCCCAGGAGCUUAUUGUAGAUAUCUACUCCCACUUCUCCUCCUGCUCCACCAAGGAUGACAACCUGAAGGAACUGUUUUCCAGCAUUAGUGGUACUGAUGGCCUCACCCUUCCCCUCACCACCUGCUGCCUUAACUUCUGCAUGUUAGUCAGGAAGGUUUUGGGAAUGUGGACUGAUCUCAUCUCCCACUUCAGCUCCUGUAAUGAAGAGGAUAACAUAGAUAAUAAGGCUAAGCUGAUCUGCACACAGCUGCAGGACCCCAAACUCAGGGCUAUCUUCAUGUUUCUGGACCAGGCCCUAGAGCCCCUCCGUGUCUUCCAGGAGCGACUGCAUCACCAUGAGGGCUCAGCCCGGGCUGACUUGGUGCAGAUCCUACAGGAUGCCAGCGGCCUCCUGCGCUCCUAUGCCUCCAGUUUCCUCCGUCCUCAAGCCGUCGUGCUCUUCCUCAAGGAACGUGACGCCUUUCUCCUCAAGACCACAAAGUUCCACCUGCCAGGGGCAGAGCUGAACGUGGGUGGGGCUGUAGUGGAGGACUUCCUGUGUGAGUCAUCAGAGACAGGAAGUGAAGCACUGCAGUUAUUACAGGAACAGGCUCUCUCCUUCUACACAGCGCUCACAGCCCGCGUGGCGGAGGGGCUGCCUCUUAGUGACGGUGUGUUGAGGAGCAUGGCCCAGCUACUGAGCCCUCAGGGCAGGCUGAAAGUGACAGGGAAGGCUGUGGGAGAGCUGGGGGCCAAACUGGGGCUCUGCAGCUCACCCGAGGAAAUCAGCCGGCUGAACAAGGAGUUCCUGGAAUACCAGCUGGCAGAGGAGGGAGAGGGGGACGAUGGAGAAAACAGAUGUGAUGGAGGGGUCCAGAAUGACUCGGCAGCACCUUCGCUGGAGCAACAUUGGAGCACUGUGCUGAAGGCUUCUGGGUCGACCACCAUCUUCAGGAAACUUGUUUUGACCCUCUUAGCCAUGCCCUGCCCCCCACUUGAAGCUCAGAAAGUCUUCACACAGGCUGUGGAGAAUGGGGAUGCUGACCAGUUCGCUGACAGUGUGACAGAGAGUGAGCUGGGCUCCAUUCAGAAAGUAGACCGUACCAAUGAUAGCACUCUCUCAGACAACAACAGUGUCAACGGGCUUGGCAGGAAGAAGGAAAGUCGAGGUCGUUCCAGAAAGAUUCCAUCAGGGGUGAAUUACCUUAAUGGGACAGUGAAGCCAUGCACAGUGCGGCUGCAGAAGAUAAUCAAUGGACCAAAGAAUGAGGAACAUACUGUGUUCGUUGAGGAUGAUGUCAUUUGGACAAAUACUAUGGAGGGCAACAUUAGGGGCAUUUAUGGCUGGGAGAGCAGCUUACGCCACAAGCCACAGGCGAGAGCUGUAUUUCAGGCUGGUGCCGGUGCUGGUGCCUGGGCCAAGCCACAGGUUCUUGACAACGACAGCAAAAAGGACCAGGAGUCUGAGGCUGUGACGCCCCUGAAGAAUGAGAAUCAAACAUCAACAUCCAAUGUGUCUACUCCGAGCCGCAGGGCAGCAAAGAAGGGCGUUGAUUACCAGGAUGGGAAGGGUUUCCCCACUGGAGAGCUGGUGUGGGGAAAGGUGAAGGGCUUCUCCUGGUGGCCUGGAGUGGUGGUGCUCUGGAAGUCCAACAAAACACCGCCUGUAUCCAUGCGCCGGGUAGAGUGGUUUGGAGACGGCAUGUUUUCCGAGAUCUGUACAGAGAGGCUUCUGCGUUUUGCAGCUUUUGCAAAGGGCUUCUGCAAGAAUUCCUAUGCCAGCUUGCCCACCUACAAAGAUGCCAUCUACCAGGUCCUUGAGUUGGCUGGUGAACGCUGUGAGAAGUCCUUUCUUGCAGCGGGGAAUAAACAAGAGGAGCUUAAGUUGAUGCUGGACUGGGCCCACAGUGGAUUCCAGCCCACUGGACCAGAUGGGUUCAACCCCACAGCCCCUGCAGACUCGAAGGCAGAAUCUUCAGACUCAGCUCUGUCAGACUACCAACCCCCAGCUAAGAAGAAGUAUGUGAAUAAGAACAGACCAUCCUCUGGGAAUCAGGGCUACAGCAGAGGGGCAAUGCUACAAAAGGUUAUGAAAGGCAAGAAAAUUGAAGAAUUCUGUUUAUCAUGUGGAACCCCCCACAUCCACACCUUCCACCCACUGUUUGAAGGGAGUCUCUGCCAGAAGUGUAAGGACAACUUUAUUGAGACUUUGUACAGAUACGACAAAGAUGGCUACCAGUCCUACUGCACUGUUUGUUGUGCUGGCCAAGAGGUCAUUCUGUGUGGCAAUGCCAGCUGUUGCAGGUGUUUCUGUAAGGACUGCCUGAACUUUUUGGUUGGCGAUGGAACCUUUAAGCAACUGAAGGACGUGGACCCAUGGAUCUGCUUCAUGUGCUUACCAUCCCAGUGCAACGGAUCACUCAAGCUACGGCCUGACUGGAGCGUGCGUGUUCAACAGUUCUUCAUCAACAACAGUGCCCUCGAGUUUGAACCCCACAGGAUGUAUCCCUCCAUCCCUACACAUCAACGCAGACCCAUCCGGGUGUUGUCUCUCUUUGAUGGGAUUGCCACAGGGUACCUGGUGCUCAAAGACCUGGGCUUCAUCAUAAAACGCUACAUUGCCUCUGAGAUCUGUGGGAACUCGAUUGCUGUGGGUAUGAUCAAACACCAGGGCCAGAUAGAGCAUAUCAACGACGUACGCACCAUCACCAGGAAACAUCUGGCUGAAUGGGGUCCUUUUGACCUCCUGAUUGGAGGAAGCCCCUGCAAUGAUCUGGCCUGCGUCAACCCUGCUCGGAAAGGCUUAUUUGAGGGCACAGGCAGGCUGUUCUUUGAAUAUUACAGGAUGCUGACCAUGAUGAGGCCAAGGGAAGAUGAUGAUCGGCCAUUCUUCUGGCUCUUUGAAAAUGUGGUGGCCAUGAGCGGUCAUGACAAGGCUGACAUCUGUCGCUUCCUUGAGUGCAAUCCCAUCCUGAUCGAUGCAGUAAAAGUGAGCCCAGCUCACAGAGCUCGCUACUUCUGGGGAAACCUCCCGGGCAUGAACAGACCUCUAGCUACCUCUCUGGAUGACAAGGUGAACCGGCAGGAUUGUCUGGAGCUUGGACGCACGGCCAAGUAUAACAAAGUUCCUACCAUCACCACCAAGUCCAACUCCAUCAGACAGGGGAAGAUGGGACCCCUACCCGUCGACUUUAAUGGCACGGAGGACUCCCUUUGGUGCACAGAGAUGGAGAAGAUCUUUGGCUUUCCCAAGCAUUACACUGAUGCCAACAAUAUGGGUCAGAGCCAGCGGCAAAAAGUAAUGGGCCGAUCAUGGAGUGUACCAGUUAUCAGGCACCUCUUCGCUCCACUCAAGGACUACUUUGCCUGUGAGUAGGAACCUCACAUUCCUGUAUGCUGCACUGUCAACAACAACAGCAACAUGAAAUGGCUGAUUGUUGGAGAGGGGAGGAUAAAAACAGUAUACUUAUCCUUCCCUGCUUUUCAGUGAAUGAAACUAUCCUGUGUGUAUCAGACUCACCUCAAUCAUAUUAGUCUUUUUGUACUACUGUCUGUAUUGUCUGUUUUAUUCCUUUUCAGUUAAUGAGCAGCUGUUUCAAUGCAUUGUGGUCAUAUGAUCACAGUAUUCCCAGAAUGCACUGACACUUUUUGGUUAUUUCAGUUUGUCUGGAGUAGUUAAAGUUUGUCAAUCAUGUAUUUGAUGUUUUGUUUACAUUUGGUCAAUGAUGGUGAGAUCAGACCUCAAACCCUGCCCACUAUCUACCUCAAUACUGAUCUGUGUCUUAAAUCUGCAGUUUUCUGUAUUUAAUAGAAUUUUAUAAAUGGUCAUAAAAUCAUAUUCACUUGUAAAUAUGACUGAACCUUCUAAUGUUUUGUUACUUGUUUGGAAAAAAAGAUCCUCUGAGAAUUGAAAAUCUGAAAUUCAAGGCAGAAAAUGUGCCUUGAGUGUUUGUUUGUAUUUUAACUUGCCCAAUAUUCACCAUUGUUACUCUCUCUGUGGUGCUAGAGUAUAUUUAGGUUUUUAAUGAUAGUUGGUCACAGGACACACAUUUUGACUUACAUUGUCUCACUUGCCAUUUAUAGACUUUAAUUUGGGUGAUAUAGUCAAGCAUGUGGAAGCUAUAUAAACCUGCAUGCUUAUUUUCUUAAAAGAAAAAGUUGCUGCAAGCCAGUCCUAACAGCUGUGAUUUAAUUAGUAAGAUGUGUACAUUCUCCCUCUCUCUUGGAGCAGUGGGCAGAGGAACGGUUUUAAUUGCAAGUGCCUACUAAACAAUUGUUUUAAACCCAGGAACAACACAUGGAGAACUAUUUUUCUCCUGUAAUUAUUAUGAAUUCUUUAAUAUUUCAAAGGGAGCUGGACAAAGCUCUGCGGAAAGGAGUACAUCAUAAACGUUGUCUCGUAAUCCUUUCAGUAAAUCAGACAGGCAGCUGGUAAGUUUGAAAGCAACUAUUUUAAAAUUCCCUUGUAUGUUCUUAGGGUGUUGAUGAAGGUCACAUGGAGGGCCUACUCAUAAAAUACCCACUUCGGUUUCAUGCCUGUGUUUGACGUGUGCUGUUAUGACCAGUAAACUGUGUGUUUAGUUGAAGUGAUGGUUUUAACUUCAGUGUUCUGUUCACCUCUCUCAGCAAGUUUGUUGAAAUAUACCACAACCAUCUUUCAUAGAACAAGUUACUCUACAUUCUGAAAUCAUAAGUACUGUUUAUCAUUUGGGGUUAUUGAGAUUCUUAACUUAAUUAUUAGUUUUGAACCCUUGUUCCCCUCCAGCAUCCAUACCUUCCUCUCAUGCUGUGUGUCAGUUCCAUACCUUCCUUUCGUGAAGUGUGUCAGUGUGGUGACUGACGUCAAACUUCUCUUAACUCAGAGACCGAACACAUACUCGAUACCAAAUGGGUUUUUUCUUACCAUCUGUUUUUAAUAAGCACCAUCAGUUGAACACCUUCUGGACUGUGAUUUACGUACAUAAGGCCUUACUGGCCUUAUUAAUUUUUUAUUUUUUUAAUGACACAAAGGGAAUUAACAAUAUUGUUCUGUGUACUGUAUGUUUUGAUAACAUUUGAGGUAUUGGUAUAAAAGUAUUAUGUUAUUAGGGUUUUCACUAGACUCCUGUUGGUGCUAUAUUAUUCAAUUGUUUUCUUAUUUUCUUGCAUGGUAUGUUUAAUAUUGGUCAGGUUGUAUAAAACAUGUGUAGUUGUCCACAGACUAGUUUAAUGUAUAGUUGUCACAUAUAGUUGUCUCAUAACCGCAUGUAAAGCUUUUGUCCCACAUCUACAGUCAUGUUAGAUUAGAAAUAAACUUCCCAAAUGGUA